Molecule: messenger RNA, 1214 nt
Organism: Drosophila obscura
Lineage: Eukaryota; Metazoa; Arthropoda; Insecta; Diptera; Drosophilidae
Exons: 1
Coding region: 183-1106 (307 amino acids)
Source: RefSeq, a predicted model, not a curated record
AUUUUUUUUAUCGAAUCUAGCUUAUAUUGACACUUAAAUUCGGGCAGCACUGUUGAGUAGUCGGCUUCACUAAAAAAGUGGGAUCAAGAACCCCAAGCAAGUUCCCUUGGGGAAGUGACGUUUCAGUCAAACAAUCAAACGUCAGGCGAGCUUCAUUGACAGACUGGAGCAUUUCGAUAGCCAUGAAAUCGAAAGGGACACUUCUGGCAGCUAUGCUACUGAUGGUGCUUAUCAAUCUCCAGAUGAGUGAAGGUAUUUGGUUUCCCUGGUACUUCCAUCGCUAUGGACUGGAGCCGCACUCGGCUCGUCACAAGGGACUCGGCGGGGGGACAGCUCCGGCGAUUCCCAGUGCAAAACAGCCAGGGCCGGCGAGCGGAGCCAAGCAGGGAACAAGCAAGGACAAGGGCAAGGACAAGAACAAGGGCGGUCCGACCUGUCCGCCUGGCUACGAGCCUAAGGACCCCAAGGCUGUCCGCGAAGCGGGAUCGACAACUCGUAUCUGCGAUGAUAAUCCCGUGCUGAUGCAGCUUGCCCGUCUCUAUGUGGUCAGUCCGGAGAGGAUUGUGCUGCUGCUGGCCCAGCCCUCCCUGGUGGACUCGUGCGCCGAGAUUCGCGAUGUCCUCUCGAACAUUCACUCUGCAACCAGCAAGUGUGUCCUGGCCCCAGACAAUAUCUACGGAAAGCUGAGCGAUGGACUGGACUACUUCAAGGAGGUUGUCUGCGAAAGCGACUGCGAGGGCAGCACACGCAAACGGUUUGCUGGGCUUUUGGAGUCCCAGAACUGCAUCCGGGAGAUGCGCACCGACAUGAUCGAGUGCGAGGCCCAGCCCGACUGGUAUGAGACGCGGAAUAAAUCGAAACUCUGUCAGAUCUACAACGAUGUCCUGGACUGCUACUACACCAGGGCGGCCAUGCUGUGCGGCAUUGAGUCGGCCAAGCAGCUGAGAUCCUUUGCUGCGGAUAGCAUGGGCCGGGCCAUGAACCACAAGUGUGAGGUCAGCAAGAAACUUCCGAGGGUAGAUAAUGCCAUGCCCUCAAUGGCGACAAUCCCCUCGCCCAUGGGUAUGGCUCUCUCUAUCCUUUGCUUGACUCUCAUAAUUUGUUAAGGUUUUUCUUUCGGACACUUUCCUUUAUGGUUAUUUUCCAUUUUUAUUAUAUUUUAUUACCAGCAUACCGUGUGCAAAUUGUUGAAUAAAUGUGAACAUUUAGUUGAA